Molecule: messenger RNA, 540 nt
Organism: Neurospora hispaniola
Lineage: Eukaryota; Fungi; Ascomycota; Sordariomycetes; Sordariales; Sordariaceae
Exons: 1
Coding region: 1-540 (179 amino acids)
Source: RefSeq, a predicted model, not a curated record
AUGUCCAUUCAAAGAGAGGCUCGCGGGACCGGUGGAGUCUUGGCCAAUACCUGGGUUCAGAUCCACGAGCCGCCGACCAAGGAUGAAGAGACGCACAAUACCAGUGACGAACAGUCAAAUGCGGUCGAUCUUGCCAACGAAGUGCCAUCUGCGCCCGUGGUCACGGAGGAAGUACCGGCACAAGGCAGUUCUCGCUCGUUGAGUAGUGGCCCAUCUGGUCCGUUUCGAUUCGGCUCUCCUUCGUUGUUCAUUGACACUCGAUCCCCGGUGCCGCAGCAAAUGGCGGCAGUCGGUGCCGCGAUCGCUGAUGACCCCUUUAACACGGGUGUUGUUGCUCCCCGGAAGCGCCAGGUGAAGGCUGGCGAUGGUAUGUUCGGCGUGCCAUUUCUCAAGGGAAACUCUACUCUUUCACAGCCUCAAAAACAGAACCACAGCAAAGCCCCGCAAGACCGCGACUCGGCGCCCGCACUCAAGAGAGGUCUCGGCAACGACGCAAGAUUGGCAUAUGAUCCCGUGCAAGCGAACAAACUAGGUAGCUAG